GUCGGUGGAAAAGCGUCGUGAAAAGCGGUGCAUUGGAAAAGGUGAAAGUUCAUGGUCUUGUGCAAAAUGCAAAUCGGGAAGUUUCUAAUCACAACGAUGAGUUGAAGCGCCGCCAUGGACAAAUACGAACAAAUUUCGGUGGUUGGGGAAGGCUCCUACGGCUUGGUGAUGAAAUGCAGACACAAAGAAACCGAUCAAAUCGUCGCAAUCAAGAAAUUUCUUGAAACGGAAGAAGAUGCAACGAUUCGCAAAAUGGCGUUACGCGAAAUUCGGAUGCUCAAAAGACUGAAACAUGAAAAUCUCGUCACAAUGAUCGAAGUUUUCAGGCACCGGAAACGCUUCUUCCUCGUUUUUGAGUUUUUGGAAGGGACGGUCUUGGACGAGUUGGAGAAGAUGCCGGGGGGGUUGGGGGAUGAAAGGUGCAGGGAGCGGAUCUAUCAAGUCACGAGGGCCAUCAACUACUGUCAUAGCAACAAUAUUAUCCACCGUGAUGUGAAACCCGAAAACGUCCUUGUGUCUUCCCUCGGCGUGGUGAAACUCUGCGAUUUUGGUUUUGCCCGUCUCGUGUGCAUCUCGGGGGAGCCUUGCACCGAGUACGUGGCGACGCGGUGGUACCGCGCCCCCGAACUCCUCGUCGGCGAGUCGAAUUAUGGUGCCCCGGUCGAUAUCUGGGCCAUUGGGUGUCUCUUCGCCGAGAUGAUGACCGGCGACCCCCUAUUUCCCGGUGAGAGCGACAUUGACCAACUGUACCUCAUCGUUAAAAUGUUGGGGAAACCGUGCCACCGACACCAACAUCUCAUGUCCAGGAGUUCGCAUCUGCGAGGGAUGAUCAAAUCCGCGUCCAGUGAGCCAGAUUUCGGGAAACUCUUCCCCAAUUGGUCGCUCUUCGCCCUUGAGUUUCUCGCGACUUGCAUGAAAAUGGACCCCCAUGAGAGGUCCACGUCGGAGGAGUUGUUGAAGAAUAGUUAUUUUACCCACGAUAGGUUCCCCCAGAAGUUUCUGCCGGCGUUACGCGAGAAAGUUAACACAGAAUUCAACAAUAAUCCACUUUUGAGAAAAUACAAGACUGAGAUUUUGAUGUCAACGGAUAAGAAAGAAGAGACAAAAAGGCGAGGGGGAGACCAAAUCAAAUGGAGGUUUAGUCUCGCCGAAGGCAGUAUUAAACGAAAGUACAGUUACGAUAUAUUCAACGAGAGUGAUAAAAACUUGAUAAGUCUGUCCAAGACAAGUCAGAGACUGAACGUGGUACAAAAAUCCGGUCAAAAACCCAACAACUCGUCCAAAGAAAAAGAUAAGAAGCCAAGUGGGAGCAACGCCGAAAUGCAAAUGCUCGAAAAAUCAUUAGAAAGUUUAGUAAAAUUCAGUGAACGUCCAGUGUCUGCGCGAAAAGAACCCGAAAGCCCGCUCCCCCCGUCGCCCCCUCAAUUCCAAUCCUUGCAACAAUUUAGUGACUUUAGUAAAUCCCCCAACGUCUUGCACCCCAGCAUCAACAACAUUAGUUUCAACAAAGACUUCCCGAAAAAAUCCCCAAACUUGCUGCAAAGUUUAACAGUGAAAUCGAACUUGAAUCAAGUGCCGCUGUUGACAAACCCCCGGACUCAGUUUUUGAAAAAAAUUCCGGGUGAGAGUAGUGUGACGGACCCCUGGGUGGGCUUCUCCAAGAAGAAGGAGCAAAAAGCUCGAAACGAUGUUUUCACGCUUCCGAAUUUACCUGGAGCUACAGGAAGUCCCAACAAAAACCGGAAAAAGUCGGAGGCGGAGCUACUGCAAUCGAACAUUACCGUAACACCAAGAAUACAAUCAUCUACCUCACAAAAACUCUCACCAUCCAAAAACUCGAGUAGUUUUCCUAUGAUGUGAUUUCAUUACUUAAUUUUUCUUGUAAACAGGAGCGUCUUUUGUAAACGUUCUUUCUCUUCUAGGCCUACAGAUAUAAGAAAGCUAAAAGGAAACUCAAUAUUUUGGAUAUUUCACUCCCUUUGUCUGUUAAAGAAAAAGGAGAUUAGUUUUUUAUUAUAGAACCCAAUUAUUAUGUACCAUGUUAUAUUAUUUAAAUAAAGGAUAUAUUUAUACCUAA
Tribolium madens (black flour beetle) is the source of this 2077-nucleotide messenger RNA. RefSeq names its product cyclin-dependent kinase-like 4. The transcript is spliced from 7 exons. Gene Ontology annotation, molecular function: ATP binding; MAP kinase activity. The record is from RefSeq and is a predicted model, not a curated record. The coding region runs from base 115 to 1860 and encodes 581 amino acids. Gene Ontology annotation, biological process: intracellular signal transduction; protein phosphorylation. Lineage: Eukaryota; Metazoa; Arthropoda; Insecta; Coleoptera; Tenebrionidae. Gene Ontology annotation, cellular component: nucleus; cytoplasm.